AUGGAAUCUCCAACAGUUGCUCUUAUUACAGGAGCCAAUGGCGGGAUUGGCCGUGCCGUUGCCGAAAUCUUAGCAGCGGGCCACCACUACCACGUCGUCAUCGGAUCUCGGAGCCUUGCUGCCGGCCAAUAUGUAGCCGAAUUCCUGAAGUCUCGUGGUCUGCUCGCGUCAGCUAUACAACUCGAUCUCACGGUCGACGCAGACAUACUUGCUGCUGCCGCCUAUAUUUCAGAAACAUUUGGCAAGCUCGAUGUUUUGGUCAACAACGCCGCUGUACACUUUGACGUGAGGCACAGCCUCUCCGUCCGCGAGCAGUGGACGUCCACUUUCGCCACAAACGUCGUCGGCACUGCCGUCUUGACCGACAAACUCUUAUCGCUUCUCCGCAAGUCCGAAUUCCCGCGGAUCGUCUUCGUCAGCUCUACUAAGGGAUCGAUGGGCGCGGCGCUAGACACCACCUUGGCGUUCCAAGACCUCGCAUUCAAUCCGUACGAUGCCAGCAAGGCCGCGGUCAACAUGUUGACUGUCGGCUAUGCCAAGGUACUGAAAGAGGUUGGAGGAGUUGCGAAUGCUGUCUGCCCAGGAUUGGUCGACACCCAGAUGACAGCAUCUAUGGGCGAAGAGAUCUUGGCAAGUCAUGGGGCUGCCUCGCCCGAGCUGGGCGCUAGGAGAAUUGUAGAGAUGGCUACGUUGGAGAAGAGAAGUGGGGUGUCAGCGACAUUUUCGAGUAGAAAUGGGACUAUUCCUUGGUAA
Colletotrichum siamense is the source of this 753-nucleotide messenger RNA. It is a transcript of the gene CBR1-1, whose product is annotated as Carbonyl reductase [NADPH] 1. NCBI's taxonomy places the organism in Eukaryota, Fungi, Ascomycota, Sordariomycetes, Glomerellales, Glomerellaceae. Gene Ontology annotation, molecular function: oxidoreductase activity. The transcript has a single exon. The record is from RefSeq and is a predicted model, not a curated record. The coding region runs from base 1 to 753 and encodes 250 amino acids.